UCGUUGUUGUUCUUGCUUACAAAUGUGUCAUGCUUAUAUAUUUUUGGUUCAUAUGUGUUUUGUUACUGUUUGCAAAUUUAUAUCUAACAUUAUAUUUGGUUCAUUACUUUCGCUUCUUGGUUCAUUAUUGAGUUAAUUUUUUUUUCCAAUUCAAACCUUAAUACUUUGGUAAAUCGAACUCCAAACCGAACCGAACCAUACCAAACCGAAACCAAACCGAAACUUAAUCGGUUUGUAUUUGGUACAUUUUCUAUCAAACCAAUUAAACCGAAACCGAACCGAAACCGAAAUGCACACCCCUAAAAGAAACACUCAAUUAAGUUCGUGAACUAUACGAAAAGUCGAAAACGAUAAAAUUUCAAAUUUCAAAUUUCGUAGGUCGAUUCCUAAUUAACUGGUCAUCGGCUGACGUGGCAAUCCGGUGGCAUGAUUUUAAUGUUUUUUUCAUUUUCUUAUUUUCAUGUUUCUUUCUUCUCCCGCAUAACCCCUCUUCUCCGUUCUUAUUCAGCGCACCCCGUCCCACCCCUCUUCUUCAACCCUCCCACUCCAUCCCCUUCCCUUUCCUCUUCUUCAACCCGCCCCACCCUCAUAUUACACUUUCAAAAGACUAAAUUCAUCCACUCUAUUACACUUUCAAAAUAUGGAAAAAUAAACUAAACUCAUACUACAAAUAUCAAAUCUUUUGGAUAGAAGUAUUAUUUGUAAAUUUAAAAGGAGGAAUGGUAUCUGUUUCUGAUUAAGAGGGUUGAAGAAGAAGGGGGAGGUGGGUGUGCUUAUGAAGAAGAAGGAAAGGGGAGGACGUGGGAUAGGCUGAAGAAGAAAGAAGAGGUAAUAAUAUGGACGUGAGCUCUCUCUUCGCCCUCAAGAACGCCAAAGGGAAGAAGAAGGAUCCAGUGGGUGCUUCCGCCAGGGAGGAGUCCUCCCAAGCUGCUGUUGCCGGUGCUGGUGCUGGGGGGUCCAAAGGUGUUGGGGCCAUGAAGAAAAAGAACAGUGGUAAGGGGACCGAGCCCCCGACCAAAAAUUUGAAAGCCGCGGCCUCCGGCAAGCAGCCGUCCACUGAUAUUGUCGUCAUCGUGGAUGAGGGGCACGCCUCCGCCCCUAUCCCUCAGGAGCACAUCAACCAAGACUUCUUCGACCGGGAGAAGUUGGAGGCGAUAGUGCCGAAGGGGGCAUCCGUGCUGGAGGGUAGCCUCAACCCUUCGGCGCUGAUGAGCCAGAUGCUGCCCUCGGCCGAUCGGCUGGCCCUCACUAGGAUGGACGAGGACUCCCUUGAGGCCAAGAUUCUGCUGAGCAGUGCCUCUAACUUCAUGGGCCUUUGUGAGUAUCUCCGAAGGGUGGAGCAGAUGAAGGGGGCGAAGGGUGCUGCUGAAGGGGAAGCUGCCAGCCUUAGAAAGAGGCUGGCCGAGGCCGAGGAUUCCCUCCGCUUGGCAACUGAUAGCAUGGAGCAGCGAGUGCAAGCUGCGAGGGCCGAGGGGAAGAGCGAGGGCAUGGCUGAGGCCGGGGAGGCUGCUGCCGAAGUCGCCCGCAUUGCUGCCGAGGAAGCCCAUGUGGCUAAAGAAGAGGCCGCCGCCAAGGCCCGGGAGGAUGUUGUAGCCGCCUUUACCGUCGAGGGGUGGAAAGCAGAGGAGCAGAAGGAGUGGCUGUCCUCGGUGGUGGAGGCUUCAGUGGAUGCUUGGGUUGGAGGCCCCGACAAAAUGUGGCUCGCUGAGAAGGGUGACUCCUAUUAUCAAGGUGGGGAGUUUUUCACCCAACGCCUCAUCUACCGAAAGCUCGCCAGGCACUUCAAACUUUCGCCGGAGGAGUUCCAGCCCGAAGCUUAUGGCCUUCCCCCUCGGCAACCAGACGUCAGGGUCCCCCUCCCCGAAGGCGGAGAGAGGUCGGUGCUUGAAGAUUCAGAUACCCUCAGGGAAUGCGGCCUCUGGGGUGAUGGAGAUGAGGCCGAAGGCGAAGCCACCUCCAAAGCUGUCGAAGGGGGCGACGCCGCAGCUGCCGAUUUGUAAUUUGUACUCUGAACAAUUCCUGAUGCACCUUUGUAAUAACAUUGUUAACUCUUGGCUCCAGCCCUUAUGAACACCCUGCCCUAUGUUUUUGAUGAAUAGAUGCCUCCGGGCUUUU
This is a messenger RNA of Cuscuta europaea, 2115 nucleotides long. The record is from the annotation of a GenBank genome assembly. Lineage: Eukaryota; Viridiplantae; Streptophyta; Magnoliopsida; Solanales; Convolvulaceae.